Acanthocheilonema viteae is the source of this 513-nucleotide messenger RNA. The record is from the annotation of a GenBank genome assembly. NCBI's taxonomy places the organism in Eukaryota, Metazoa, Nematoda, Chromadorea, Rhabditida, Onchocercidae.
AUGGCGGUAUUGGAUAGCUUACUUGCAAAAAAAGAAGAUAAAUCGAGUGUACCAUCCUCACCAAAUACAAGAAAGAAUAAAGGAGGUCGACCACCAGCUGGUAAGCGAGGCGCUGGAAAAGCCAAGAAAAUAAGCAAGUCAGCUCGUGCUGGACUGUUAUUUCCCGUAACCAAAUUUCAUCGAUUGCUUAGGAAAGGUCGCUACGCGAGACGGAUCUCUCAGUCCGCAGCUGUUUAUUUGAGCGCUGUUAUCGAGUAUCUUUCUGCCGAGAUGUUGGAAUUAUCCGGGAAUGCUUGUCGGGACAAUAAACGUCAACGACUGAUUCCCCGUCACAUCGUGCUUGCUAUGAAGAAUGAUGAAGAGUUGAAUCAAUUCUGUUCUCGAGUUACCUGUCCCGGUGGUGGUGUUCUGCCAUUCGUACAUCCGGCCUUGUUCGCUAAAGGUGCAAAUUCAGUACCACUUCGACCAGUACGGCGAAUCAGCACCAGUUUGUGCGAGCCGGGAACGACAUAA